Messenger RNA from Gongylonema pulchrum, 336 nucleotides. The record is from the annotation of a GenBank genome assembly. NCBI's taxonomy places the organism in Eukaryota, Metazoa, Nematoda, Chromadorea, Rhabditida, Gongylonematidae.
AUGACAGGUCUGGCUUGUUCCGAUUUGAUGUUUCUGACGCUUUGCGUUCCAUUCACCGCCAUUGAUUACGCUUCACCGGUCUGGUUAUUUCCACGUUGGAUGUGCUCCAUGAUUAACUAUCUGCAGCACUCAGCGGCAUACUUCUCUGUAUGGACUUUGACACUGAUGGCGCUUGAUCGCUUCUUAGCCGUAUGCUUCCCGGUGAAUAGUAUGACGUUAAGGAAUACGGUAAAUACCGUUAUCACAAUUUCCAUCGUGUACGCAUUUAUACUUAUCAGUCAAAUACCGAUCGCCAGCAUACACGAUAUCUAUACCUAUGAUUUUAUAAUUGAAACG